Trichoderma asperellum CBS 433.97 is the source of this 306-nucleotide messenger RNA. RefSeq lists its product as uncharacterized. Gene Ontology annotation, molecular function: protein tag activity; ubiquitin-like protein ligase binding. The record is from RefSeq and is a predicted model, not a curated record. Lineage: Eukaryota; Fungi; Ascomycota; Sordariomycetes; Hypocreales; Hypocreaceae. Gene Ontology annotation, biological process: protein sumoylation. Gene Ontology annotation, cellular component: septin ring; nucleus.
AUGUCUGAAAACGAUGCGAACCAGUCCCCCGUCGACCGACAGGACCCCCCUCCCAACACCGAGCACCUUAACAUCAAGGUCACUGAUAACAACAAUGAGGUCUUCUUCAAGAUCAAGCGCAGCACCAAGCUUGAGAAGCUCAUGACGGCCUUCUGCGAGCGCCAGGGCAAGUCUCUGAAUUCGGUGCGGUUUCUGUUUGAUGGCACACGAGUCCAGCCGACGGAUACCCCGGACGCGCUCGAGAUGGCAGACGGUGACACUCUCGAGGUGCACCAAGAACAAGUUGGAGGACGCCUGCUAGGAUGA